CACUUCCCGGCUUUUCUCACCAGGGCGAACGCCAACUCAAGAGUGACUAUUGGGUGACACUUGAUCGGCUCUUCAUGGCCUACCCGGGAUAUGGAGGAGGGUUUGGAAAUUUUAGUGGUCAGAUGCCAGGAAUGCAAAUGCCAGGAACAGGUCCAAACAUGUUCCCUGGUGGUUACUCUGGGUACCCAGCAUAUUCAGACAAUUAUUCUUCAGCUGAUGAUGCUAUGUGGAAYUAUUUCACUGCUGUUGCUGGACAGGAUGGUGAAGUGGAUGCUGAGGAACUUCAGAAAUGUUUGACACAGUCUGGAAUCAGUGGAACUUAUUCUCCCUUCAGUUUGGAAACGUGCAGAAUUAUGAUUGCCAUGUUGGAUAGAGAUUACACAGGAAAAAUGGGGUUUAAUGAAUUCAAGGAGCUUUGGGCAGCUCUUAAUGCCUGGAAACAGAACUUCAUGACCAUUGAUCAAGACCGAAGUGGCACAGUAGAGCAUCAUGAGCUGAGUCAAGCCAUUGCUAUUAUGGGCUAUAGGCUGAGUCCUCAAACGUUAACUGCUAUUGUUAGACGUUAUAGUAAGAAUGGCAGAAUUUUCUUUGAUGAUUACGUUGCUUGCUGUGUGAAGCUUCGAGCAUUGACAGAUUUCUUUAGGAGAAGAGACCACUUGCAACAAGGGUGUGUGAACUUAAUUUAUGAUGACUUUUUGCAGGGGACCAUGGUAAUUUGAAUGCCUUGUAUUUGAAAGCAGAAGAAAUACUGUGAAUUUGUUUGCUUGGAAGAAGUGAACUGGACUAACUUAAAUUAAAACUCUGGGUGCUUUUUCUGAUCCUACUUGUUUAAUUUUUUUCCUAACUAUGUGUUUUUACUUUAAUCCAUAGUUCAAAGCAAGAAAAGAUAGAGAAAGAUUGUUUUUUUUCAAAAGUUAUCAUUUUGCAAAUAUCUGCACACUGUUGUAGAAUAUUGGCACAGAAUUAAUUGGUGUCAAAACUUCUUACCCUUAAUUUUUAACAGUGAAAACCUAGAGGAAUGUACUAAUGAAAUUAUGUAAGAUUAUGUAAAGAAGCCAAAUGACUAAAGCUUAGAUAAAUUUAUACUUAUAUGAGAGAUACAGAUUACACUUUUGAAUUGUAUUUGUAGAGGGAGGUGUUUGAGGGUCAGCUAGAAGGGAAAGUCUGGAUUUUGUGCCAUCUUUGUAGUAGGAUUUGUUCUUUGAUCACAUAAUCAAAGAACAUAACCUUUUAGGUUUUUGCCUAUGAAGAAGAAAAUUGCAGUUACUACAAAUGUAUCCUAAUUUGAAUCUAUAGAAAAAAAACUACAGUAGGCAUUGCUUUUCCUUUUUAAAAUUUUUUUGCA
Urocitellus parryii (Arctic ground squirrel) is the source of this 1345-nucleotide messenger RNA. It is a transcript of the gene Gca, whose product is annotated as grancalcin. Gene Ontology annotation, molecular function: calcium ion binding. The record is from RefSeq and is a predicted model, not a curated record. Lineage: Eukaryota; Metazoa; Chordata; Mammalia; Rodentia; Sciuridae.